UGAACAUGAAGGUGACGGAGAUCCAGAUAAAACGACAUAACUAAGAGGAGAAGAGGAGGAGGAGUUCAGCGUGAUGCGUCAGAGGACUGAAGUGAUGAAGCUCAUCCUGCAGUUCCUCGGUCCUCCUGCAGGAGACGCAGCGUCUCCUGGUGGAGCUGCAUCUCCUUCACCUGCGUUUGAUCCUCGCGCUGCUCCGCCUGGUCCCUCCGGACAGAUUCAUUCAUCAUUUUGUUGCUUCCAACGUCCGAAGAUCAACAUCCGAGAUUUAGAUCCAUCCUCCUCCUCCACCUCCUCCUCCUGCUGCAUCCUCCAGACGGACGGAGCUCCUCCUGCUGCAGGUUGUAGAUUUUCUCCUGUUUACCGCACCCCUCCCCCUCUCUCUGUGGCUCCGCCCCUCUCAGUGAUGUCAGAUCCUCCCGGCCUCGCUGACCUCUCUCGUCUGUACCAGACGGAGUUCGUAAGGAGCGCGCGAGCCGUCGGCGUGCUCUGGGCCGUGUGCUCGCUCUGCUUCGCCAUCAUCCAGGUGGUCAUCCUGGUGCAGCCGUCCUGGAUCGGGACCACCGACACCAGGACUCAGCAGUUGGGUCCGCCAAAGCCCAGCGGCACCAUGGGACUGUUUGAGGUGUGUUUGCAGUCGGACUGGCCCCUCCCUGACUGUCGUGGAAGUCUGUCCAGCUUGUCUCCGCUGCCGUCCUUCCAAUCGGUCACUGUGUUGGUGGGUGUGUCUCUGUGGGCGGUGUGGACCAGCAUCCUCUGUCUCUGUCUAUUUAGGUUCUGCAGCGCUGCAACCGUCUACAAGAUCUGCGCCUGGCUGCAGCUGACAGCAGGUUUUUGUCUUGCCCUGGCUUGUCUUCUGUUUCCAGAUUCAUGGGAGAGUCCAGAGAUGAGAGCUCUGUGUGGAGACUCGGUGGGCAGUUUUUCUCCAGGUAACUGUUCCAUACACUGGGCCUACAUCCUAGCCAUCCUCGGGAUUCUCGACUACGCCAUCUUGGCUACACUGGCCUUUGUUCUCGCCAACCGACAGGAUGCGCUGCUACCACCUGAUGCCCAGGAAGUGACUGCAGGUCUGCUGAUGAUGGCGUGAGUCUCCAGGGAUGUUUGCUUUCCUCUUCAUCAUGUCCUCUUCAUCAUCAUGUCCAGGCAGUCAUGUUGGUGGUGGUUCUGCACAUGAAACCAAGUCAUGUGACGUUCCAGAAGUGAAAUGCUCAGCAGAUCCCAGAAGAAACUGGAACUUGCGUCUGUUCGGUUCAUGAAAUGAAACUAAAGAUGAAGAUCUGAGUUCAGACCUGCAGCCCCAUUUUAUUGAUCUUCUUUGUCUUCAUAUGUUUACAGUAUUUGUGAGGACUGCGUGGACGAGGGGGUGGAUGUACCGUAAGAUCUGAACUGCUGUGAUAACCAGAUCUGACACGGUUGUGAGCUCCUGUUACAUCUCCGUGUCAUCUCGAUGUUGCUGCUGCUUCCACAAGUCGAGCAAAGCUUUGCUGAGGCUCCGUUAGCCGCUAACCUGCUUGUUUCCAUCCGUUUGAAGAGGAGCUGCAAACAUCCUUCAAACGCUAAAAAACAGGAAUUAUUUUGAGGCAUUUUCUUUGCUGCAGGUCAUUCCUGUCUUUUUGGCCUCUUUCCUGUCAAUCGGCUUUUAGAUAAAAUUCAUUAGAGGCUUAAAAUCCUUCACAGCAGAGGAGCUACUUGUAUGUCUUUAUUUAAAAAAAAACUUGAAGUUUAUGAAGGUGCAUCAGUCUAAUCUCUUUGGUU
This is a messenger RNA of Melanotaenia boesemani (Boeseman's rainbowfish), 1752 nucleotides long. It is a transcript of the gene lhfpl4b, whose product is annotated as LHFPL tetraspan subfamily member 4b. NCBI's taxonomy places the organism in Eukaryota, Metazoa, Chordata, Actinopteri, Atheriniformes, Melanotaeniidae. The transcript is spliced from 7 exons. Gene Ontology annotation, biological process: sensory perception of sound. The coding region runs from base 74 to 1084 and encodes 336 amino acids. Gene Ontology annotation, cellular component: plasma membrane. The record is from RefSeq and is a predicted model, not a curated record.